AUGACCUUAGUUCGAUCAAAGGAAAAGGAAAAGGAAAAGGAACAGACACUUUCAUGGGGGGGGGGGGUCGAUCGGAGAAAAGGAAAACAAAGGGAGAAGGGGAUCUCCGGUCUUCACCUGUUCCAGAAAGAAAAGGGAACGAAGGAUGUAAGGAAGUUGUUGUCGUCUGCGGUGGCAAGGGACGCUGUUGCUGGCGGUAGCGGUGGCGCGUGGGGCUGCUUCGACAACUCCCCUUGGCCUCCUUCCUCCUGUCGUCAGCAGUUAACUCAAAGAAAGGGCAAGGCAGAUCGGAGCAAUAGAACAACAACAGUCAACAUCCAUGGGUGGGGUUUAAUGGCUCCGAUCGACAGAAGAAGGAAGAAGAUGGUGGGUUUGGGUGGUGCUUCAUCGACCGGUGGGGGCUGCAAUCGGCUGCUCCCUUAUGUUUUCUUCUUUCUGAACCUAUGGUACAAUCACAGAGGGAAUACAACAACAUUCAGGGGUGUUUGGAUUGUUUCAAUCGACAGGGAAUGA
Lactuca virosa is the source of this 513-nucleotide messenger RNA. Lineage: Eukaryota; Viridiplantae; Streptophyta; Magnoliopsida; Asterales; Asteraceae. The record is from the annotation of a GenBank genome assembly.